This is a messenger RNA of Thlaspi arvense, 1554 nucleotides long. Lineage: Eukaryota; Viridiplantae; Streptophyta; Magnoliopsida; Brassicales; Brassicaceae. The record is from the annotation of a GenBank genome assembly.
GGAAAAAGAAGAAACGGCGGGUGAGAGAAGAAGAGUCGUAUUUCAAACGUUGACAACAAAAAGGAGUCGUAUUUAAACCAUGAGCCUGAACAGUUUGACCUCUAUGACCAAAAAAAGGAUUUUUUUAAGAGUAUACAUUUCAUUCAUAUUCCUCUUUUUCCAAUCUUACGCCAUUGUGCAGACCGAUCAACCGGACGGUUGGAUCGAGGUUGUAACCAAAAUUAUGUAUCCGAAAGUGAAAGUUGUUGACGAAGUUGGUAAUUGCAAGCAGAAGGGUUCUUGUCUGAACUCGAACUAUCUCCAACCUCGUGCCUCUGAGAAUAAUCAAGAACAAGAGUUGAAAAUAUAUGUGGCUAAGAUUCCUAAGAUUUACAUACCAAGUGUCGUCCUGUCUGAAAGUGAAUCCACAGAGAUUACAAAACAUAUAAGAGGAGCUGAUCUUGAGGUUAAACAAAAAACCAAAGCCAGUCCGAUUUUACGCCCACGCGCUGUUGUAUCAAGUCCCGAUAACGAUGAAAUCAUCGGCAGCAUCAACAGGAUCGAAGAAAGGAAAGCUAAGAAGGGUUUCAAGAGUAAUGGUCACAUCUCAAACAGAGCUUCUCAGCGUAAGAAUAUUGAUACCAAUGUGAAGAUUUCACAUCGUAUAGUCCCUAAGCAAUCUGGAGUCAAACUCUAGAGAUCACAAAUGAUUUUAACUUGUUUUUGUCGUAUGAUUUUAAAGAUUACUUCAUGGUUCCAUCAAUAAGGACCUCAUGAAACCAAACUAUAUCUACUUGGAUGAUGACCACUACUUAUUCAUGUUUUUACAUUUUUACUAUCAGUAGCACACAUUCGUUUCACAUGAUUCUUUACAUAAACUUAGGUUCUGGAUUGUUAAUGCUUAACUACCAAGAAAAAGAAGAACAUCAAACUUUUUAAAGCAAAAAGACCAACCACUUGUUGACAAAAGGAAAAACAAAGGCGCCAUUUAAGCAGCUCUUGCAAGAACUUGAAGAGUUUCAGGAACAUCAGAAGGCUCGAUAAAGAAACUUCUCCUUCUCAAAACCAUCUUUGGUACAAUCACAGUCAACACACCGUCUUCAUAACCAGCUGAAAUUCCGGUUAUAUCUAUCGAUUCCGGUAACCGGAAUUUUCUCUUGAAACUCCUAACCGGUGAAUCCGGCGAUCUCUCCGUCGUCUCUGUUCUUAUGAUUAAGUAUAUCGAAUCUUCGAUCUCCACUUUUAUCUCUUCUUUCCUCAAACCUGGAAGAUCAACAGAGAAAAUGUGAGAAUCUGGAGACUGAGACCAACGAACAUGAUCCUCUUGAGAUAAUUCGUAGCUAUUGAGAGAUUGAGAAGUUAUAACAUAUUCCCAUGGUGUCGGUUGAAUUGUCUGAAAAUCCAUUUUCUUUUUGGUGUAUCUUUUUUUUAAUUUUUCUUGUGGAUUGUUAUAUUUUCGAUUAUUGGUUCCUUAUUUAUAAUAAAUAGAUGCAACCAACUUGAACAAUUUGAGCAAGUUGUUGUCUAACAUUUAAAAGUUGAUAAUAAAUGAAACAAAAUAAAAAUAAUUCUAAA